Cuscuta campestris is the source of this 948-nucleotide messenger RNA. NCBI's taxonomy places the organism in Eukaryota, Viridiplantae, Streptophyta, Magnoliopsida, Solanales, Convolvulaceae. The record is from the annotation of a GenBank genome assembly.
AAGAUUGUGAAUAUUCGUCCGCUAGAGAACGUGUCCCCCUCCUUUCUUAAGAAAGGGGCUUAUAUACAAGCUACAAAUGAGGUUCCCGACCGUUGGUCCAGAGUCCAACGGAUCAGGCCCACUAAAAUUUGGUUGUUUAACCGACGGCGCCAACCACAUCAUUAUCUCUAAGGCGGCUAUACAAGAUAGAUUACAAGUAGGGUGACUACAACUAAUAUGACGGAGGCGUGGCAUACGUCCCAUCGUGGGUCCCCUGACUUGACUAGUCACGUAGCCUCCAUGCCCUGCGGCCUUGGUCCGGAUCCUAGGUGGAGGUCGAGUACACGUGAUCUGCUUCCUGAAGUCCUCCGACGAGGGGCCGACCGAGGGUGGUCCAAGGCCGAGCGUGUCAAUUGGGGCCGAGUGCACGCAAGUCUUCAUGCGGCAGCGGCCCUCUUGAGACUUCAGUUUCUUUUUAGUUCCGCCCAACUGAGUGGGCCUGAACCUCACUGGGUUCGGCCGCUAUUUCUGUUGGGCCAGAUACCCCCAAUAGCUUAGAGAUUUUUUCUGACUUUGUGUCUCUUCCUUUCUGCCGAUGCCUUUCUUAUAUCCGCUUCUCCUCUGUUCUUCAUAUUCCUUUCUCCUUUUCUACCGCUGCGUUUGUUCUUCAUCUUUUACUCCGCUGGCUCAUUAGAUCCAAAUUAGAUUCUUUUAUGGGAUCCAAUGCUCUCUUCCGUAUAAGGUAGAUGCUAACAAAGGCGAAAGAGGUUUAACUGAGAGCAUCAGACGAAAACCCAUCGGCGACUAACCGACCACGAAUUAAAUUACUCAACGGAGGAAAGAAGAAGAAGAAGAGAGGUAGUGGCGGUGAAUCUGGGUGUCGACGAUGAUAGCGGCGGCAGUGUGGAGCUGAGCCUGCAAACGAAAGAAAGAUGAAGAAUAAAAAAAGAAUAAAGGUAGCGGUGGCUA